GCUGGGCUUUAGUGCUGUCACCGGGAAACGUUCCCGGCGUGAAAAUCUCAGUUUUAGCUGCGAAAUCCCCUUGGAGAUCCCAAAGAUGCGUGCCUUGGCUACUGUGGGACUCCUAUUGACGCUCUGCGUCGUCCUGCUGCCCGAAUCUGGCGCCCAGAGUCGCUCGAAAGCGGGCUCCGGGUUGGCGGAUAAGGUGCAGCAGCUGCUGGAUAUGUCGGCGAAGAAGACCGUGUUGCGCCUGAACGGGCAGACGUUCAAGGACUUCGUAAAGACGCCGCCGCGGAACUACUCGAUGGUGGUGAUGUUCACCGCGCUGUCGCCGUCCAGGCAGUGCGUGAUCUGCCGACACGCGCACGAGGAAUUCACCAUCGUGGCCAACUCGUUCAGAUUCUCGCCCGUGUACAGCAACCGGCUGUUCUUCGCCAUGGUAGACUUCGACGAGGGCUCCAGUGUGUUUCAGAUGAUGCGUCUGAACACGGCGCCCGUGUUCAUGCACUUCCCCGCCAAGGGGAAGCCCAAGGGCAGCGACACCAUGGACAUCCAGCGCGUCGGCUUCUCCGCCGAGGUGAUCGCCAAGUGGAUCCAGGAGCGCACGGACGUGCAGAUCCGCGUGUUCCGGCCGCCCAACUACUCCGGCACCGUGGCGGCCGUGAUGCUGUUCGGCCUCGUGGGCGGCUUCCUCUAUCUGCGGCGCAACAACCUCGAUUUCCUGGCCAACAAGCAGAUGUGGGGCUUCAUCGCCGUCAUCUUCUGCUUUGCGAUGGUCAGCGGCCAGAUGUGGAAUCACAUCCGCAGUCCGCCGUUCGUGCACAAGAGCCAGAACGGCGGCGUGUCCUACAUUCAUGGCUCAUCACAGGGGCAGCUCGUGAUCGAGACGUACAUCGUCAUGUUCCUCAACGCCAUGAUCGUGGCCGGGAUGAUCCUGCUCACGGAGGCUGGCAGCAGCACGGACGCGCGCAAGGGACGGAUUAUGGCCAUCGUCGGGCUAUUCCUCGUCGCCGUCUUCUUCUCUCUCAUCCUGUCUGUGUUCAGGAGCAAGGCUCAGGGCUAUCCUUACAGUUUCCUCUUCAAGUGAGUUCCACGGGUUCUUGUGAUAACAUUUCCACCGCUGAGCAGGGAAUUUCCCGAGGAAUAAACUAGUUUCUCGUCCA
Messenger RNA from Phlebotomus argentipes, 1151 nucleotides. It is a transcript of the gene Ostgamma, whose product is annotated as tumor suppressor candidate 3. The transcript has 3 exons. Bases 86 to 1075 code for a protein of 329 amino acids. NCBI's taxonomy places the organism in Eukaryota, Metazoa, Arthropoda, Insecta, Diptera, Psychodidae. The record is from RefSeq and is a predicted model, not a curated record. Gene Ontology annotation, cellular component: oligosaccharyltransferase complex.